Messenger RNA from Linum tenue, 2376 nucleotides. The record is from the annotation of a GenBank genome assembly. Lineage: Eukaryota; Viridiplantae; Streptophyta; Magnoliopsida; Malpighiales; Linaceae.
AUGGAGCAAAUCCACGCCCAAAUCCUCACAAUUCCAUUCUUCUCCAAAACUGAUCUACACUUCUUGAUUUCCCGACUUCUCUUCUUCGUUGCGAUCUCCGAUUUCGGUUGUCUCGCCUACGCCAAGCGGAUUUUCCAAUGCGUAAAAAACCCGGAUCUUCCCUUAUACAAUAUCAUGAUCAGAGCUUAUGCCUCUAAAUCCAAAGGGGAUUGCAAUACGCCAACAGACCGGGCUCUCCCUCUGUACCAACAAAUGCUGCUCAAUGGCAUUCAACCUGAUGCCCUGACGCUUCCCUUUCUGUUGAAGGAGUGCUCUGCAAGGCUGGAUAUGAGAGCUGGUGUCAGUGUUCACGGGCAGUCGGUCAAAUUUGGUUUGUACAACGAUCUCUAUGUUCAGAAUUCCAUGAUUAGCUUCUAUUCUGUUUUUGGGAUUGUAGCCAGUGCGGUGAAGGUGUUCGACGAAAUGCCCAAAAGAGAUGUUGUCUCUUGGAACUCGAUGAUCGUUGGGUAUUUAAGAAGUGGAGAUUUUGGGGAGGCGCUGCAAUUGUUUGGGAGGAUGGAGGUUAGAAAUAUUAUCACUUGGAAUUCGAUGAUAACUGGGUUUGCUCAAGGUGGCCAGGCGAAGAAAGCUUUGGAAUUUUUCCUUGAAAUGCAGCGUUCGAGCUGUGGAAUUGACGCUAUCAGACCAGAUAAGGUGACCAUAGCUAGUGUACUAUCAGCGUGUGCCCAUCUCGGGGCAAUUGAUCAUGGCAAGUGGGUACACAAUUACUUGAGGAGAAGCGGUGUGGUAUGUGAUAUGGUUCUGGCGACUGCAUUGGUAGAUAUGUACAGUAAAUGUGGUUCUCUAGUUAGAGCAUAUCAAGUGUUCAAUCAAAUGCCUAGGAAGGACACACAAGCAUGGACAGCAAUGGUUUCAGCAUUUUCAUUACACGGUUAUGUCGAAGAUGCCUUUAACAUGUUCGAAGAAAUGACAGCAUCAGGUGUACAGCCUAACCAUGUCACAUUCGUCGGGUUGUUGUCAGCUUGCGCGUAUUCCGGGCUGGUAGAGAAAGGCCGCCAUUGUUUCAGCAUGAUGAGAACCACGUACUCGAUUGAACCAGAAGUGCAUCACUAUGCUUGCAUGGUCGAUAUACUUGGAAGAGCAGGACUCUUUGAGGAAGCGGAAGAGCUCAUUAGAGGUAUGCCUAUGGCCCCUGAUGUAUAUGUUUGGGGCGCUUUGCUUGGUGGAUGUCAAAUCCAUGGUAAUUUGCAGCUCGGGGAAGAGGUGGCGAAGCGGUUAAUAGGCUUGGAACCGAAGAACCAUGCUUUCUACGUGACUUUAUCUGAGAUAUAUGCUAAAGCUGGUAACUUUGAUGAUGUGAAAAGGGUUAGAGCCGUCAUGAGGGAGAAUGGGAUAAAGAAGGAGACCCCUGGCUGUAGCAUGAUUGAAGUCGAAGGAGCUGUUUACGAGUUCUCGGUUGGCACUUCCCCUGACGUUAUGGUACAGGAGGCGCUGACUGAAAUUCUCAACAGUCUUAACAGUGAGUUGAAAAUAAUAGGUAACAGUGAGUUCUUAGUCGGCGCUUCCCCUAGGCUGCGCUGCGGCAGCCAAAGCGGCGAGGAAGCGGGGUUUCUGCAAGGGGAAGUGCACGCAAAUGUGGGCGUGAUUGAAGAUGGCAGAGUGGUGGGAACACUGCCCAAUAAUGAGCCCUUUGCUGUUCACUACCCUGGCUAUCCUUCUUCAGCUUCUUGCGCCAUCCAAACUCUCAGUGGAACUAAAGCAAUUGUGGAGGCUCGAACUUUGAAAUCGAACAAUUUGAUGCUCUAUUUUCGUUCAGAGGAUACCUACUCUCGUGUGUCUCGUCCUAUUUCAGGAAAGCUCGGUCCCUGUAGUGGCUUGCUGCUAAAAGUUUCCAAAAUCGGAUCACUCUCCAAGAAUGCAAAAUUUUCAACUGCUGCUGGCAAUGGUCGGACUGAAGGGGCAGAUCAAGUGAAAGUUAGCACUGAGAGUCUGAGAUUGUUGCCCGGGUCACCGAAGCUUAUCGCUUUGAAGUUUGCCCUAGAUUUGGAUACAGGGAGCAACUCAAGAAACCAUAUCCAAGAGCUCUUCAAUAGCUUUCGAGCAACUGUAGCUGGAGGCGGGUAAAGUAGAUGACUCUGACAGCAGUGAUGGUGAAUAUCAAAUACUCAGAGCAAGAUGACUACAGUUACUCUGACGAUGAUUACGAAUGACGCCAUUUUUUUUACUUAAGGAACUUGUUCAGAGUCUCAUAGUGGUAGUAGAUAGAUGUUGAAUGCCAGAACAUAGUGGUGGUAGCCGUAGGAAGUUGCUGUGUGCAUGACAUGCUAACUGCCUAACUGGAUUAAAGAGGCUAUCAAAGGGCCAUUGCCCACCCUA